Equus quagga is the source of this 1321-nucleotide messenger RNA. RefSeq names its product glutathione S-transferase A4-like. Gene Ontology annotation, biological process: glutathione metabolic process; xenobiotic metabolic process. The record is from RefSeq and is a predicted model, not a curated record. The coding region runs from base 417 to 1160 and encodes 247 amino acids. The transcript has 8 exons. Gene Ontology annotation, molecular function: glutathione transferase activity. Lineage: Eukaryota; Metazoa; Chordata; Mammalia; Perissodactyla; Equidae.
AUUUGCACUAUAUAUUUACAAGUAAGUUGAGACAGCUUUCAAAUAAUGCUAUAACCGCUUCAUGGGUGGUGCAGAUACUUAUAACAGAGUAUUCCCAGUUGCUCCCUCCCAUCCCUUAUAACACUGCUGUCAUAGAGUUCACUUAUCCAUAAGCCAUGCCCAUCUGGUACAUUGUUGCUGUUAUUACUUUGGACACACUGCAUUUAUUUGUUUAUAUGUUUAUCCUGCCUGUCUUCCACCCUAGAAUGUAAGCACUACAGGUGCAGGAAUGGGUCUGUUGUGUCUACCCUUGGAGAGCCAGGGCCUAAAACAAUGCCUCGCACAGAGUGGUACUCAGUAAAUAUUUGUUCAGUGAGCCUGGAAAUUUUGCUUUCGUCUUACUUCUGUAACUUGAUGUGCUGUCUAAUACACAAACAAUGGAUGUAAAGCGAAGCUCCAGAGCAUUCCAGACGAGAGCAAGGCAGAGAGAAGAAGACCUUGAGCCAGGAGUCAUGGCGGCCAAGCCCAAGCUGUGUUACUUUCGUGGCAGGGGCAGGAUGGAGUCAAUCCGCUGGCUGCUGGCCGCAGCUGGAGUGGAGUUUGAAGAAGAAUUUAUUGAAACAAGAGAACAAUACGAGAAGUUGCAGAAGGAUGGACGCUUGCUUUUCGGCCAAGUGCCUCUGGUUGAAAUGGACGGAAUGGUGCUGACGCAGACUAAAGCCAUCCUCAGCUACCUUGCUGCCAAGUAUGACUUGUAUGGGAAAGACCUGAAGGAGAGAGUCAGGGUCGACAUGUACGCUGAUGGCACCCUGGACCUCAUGAUGAUGAUUGCUCUGGCUGCAUUUAAAACCCCUGGGGAGAAAGAGGAGAAUCUUGCUUUAGUCGUGAAGAAAGCUAAAACUUCUUACUUCCCUGCCUUUGAAAAGAUUUUGAAAGACCAUGGCGAGGAUUUUCUUGUUGGCAACAAAUUCAGUUGGGCAGACGUACAACUGUUAGAAGCUAUUUUAAUGGUGGAAGAACUCGAUGCUUCUGUUCUUUCUGACUUCCCUCUGCUAAAGGCAUUUAAAACAAGAAUCAGCAGCAUUCCUACAAUUAAGAAGUUCCUGCAGCCUGGGAGUCAGAGGAAGCUGCCCCCGGAUAGCCACUAUGUGAAAACAGUCAGGAAGGUUCUGCAGUUGUGAUGGCUGCAGGCCUUGUGAUGGCAGCAGGAAUGAUCCAGUCGCAGCAUCAGCAUGUGCCGCCAAUCAAAGCAAACCGUAGAUCUUAGGAGUAAAAUGUCUGGAAAGAAGAAAACCACAUGGCCAUCAAUAGCAAAUCGCAUUAAAUGCAAUAUGAAACCGUU